Molecule: messenger RNA, 1686 nt
Organism: Sceloporus undulatus (fence lizard)
Lineage: Eukaryota; Metazoa; Chordata; Lepidosauria; Squamata; Phrynosomatidae
Gene: IZUMO4
Product: IZUMO family member 4
Exons: 11
Coding region: 168-992 (274 amino acids)
Source: RefSeq, a predicted model, not a curated record
AGUCAGAGUCCCAAUGCUCAAACCACACUGGUUUCAACAGUGGAGAAUAUGAUCCAUGUGCUUCUGGCUUGUAACUUCAAACCAGCAUUCCUGACCGUCGGCCAUGCUGUCUAGGGCUGCUGGGAGUUGCAGUGCCAAACGAGCGCAAGAGCCUGAGAGGUUCUAGAAUGUGGGGCCGGAAUGCCCUCCGGCUUCCGAUGUUCCGUCCGAAGAUGUCACAAGAUGGAACGAGGGAGGCCAGGCAAGCCAUGGGUCUCCUCCUCUGGAGCCUGGCGCGGGUGCUGCUCCUGGCACCCAUCCCUUCUUCCUGGUCCUGCCUGCAGUGCGAGCCCAAUUUUGCCAUCCGCUUCGCCUCCUAUGCCCCACACUUGAGCCGCAAGUCCUGGGGGUUGGGGGAUGUGCCGGCGGCCGGACGGAGGCUGAGAGGAUGGGCCCAAGACACCCUCAAGGGCUUGAACCUCGGGGUGCCACCUGAGAUCCCUAUGGAGGAACUCCAGAGGAUAGCAACCAAGGUGUAUGGAAAACUCGACACUUUGUUUAAAGGCAAGACAUACAAGCCAGGUGUUCUUCCUGAAAUCCUGCGUUCCAUUUUCGAGGAACAAAUCAAAAUGCUACGGAAUGCCAUCAUUGAAAGCAGAGUGAAGUGUGAACGCCAUUGUGGAAUAAACCAGUACGAUGCAAUCUCUUGUGAGACCUGCAACAAGACCAAACCCACUUGUUUUGGAUAUAACUGCGAGUCCUCCGAAGGUUGGGAAGCCGCGCUGAAGGGCAUCUACAAAUACUUAAGCGGCUUGAGCUCGGAGCCACAAAAGUGGGCAGUAGGAUUAAAGCAGCUCCCUGGAUUUAGCCACUGCACAUCCACAAGCCCGGAUAAUCUGAAUUUUACAAGUAUAUCGAAUACUCUCUCGAAAAACUGGCUCAACAUGAGGGCCCUGAAGGAUCUGCAAGAGCAAACGCCUUCUUCCCUCCAGUUGCUGGCUCCCAAGUGCUGAAUUCUUUCUGCAAAAAGGAAGGCAGUCAAGUUGACACACGGAAAUUGAACGGACGCAAGUGACCAACCUGGCAGCCAUGUGCUCUGUUAAUUCAACCCCCCCCCCCCCCCCAGCACAUUCAUUUCUUCCUUCAAGCAUUUGGUAAUCUCAGGAAAAGUGGGGGGAAAGAACGCGGGGAUUCAAGAUCUUCCUUUUAGCCCUGGAAAGCUUGGGACUAUGUUAUUCCCCUAAGAAAAGUUUCACGCAAUGCCAACUCAACAUGAACCUCUAUGGAAUGCUUGCAAAAAUAUAAUUUUGCCUGCCUCUCCUUUUAAGCCUGUUGUGUUGCGUCAUUGUUUGCAGUCUUCUUUUUCCCAUGCGGGGAAGGUGUGUUAUUUAUGGGGUCCCUGAGUUGGCUACCCGUUUUAGCCCAUGAAGAGGCUCUUCCCUCCCAAAAGUAAGUGGCCUGAAAGUCAAAUUCCAAACAGUUGGGAAAAUGGCCCUUCUGAACCCCGAAAAUGUGGUGGAAUGGAGUGCCAUGGGUUCCAGAGAGUGAGGUGACAUUUGGGAGCAAGAUAUUUCCAUUUUGGGAACGUGUGAGGCCUUCCAAAGUCCCCUAACCUCUAACAGAUGCCACAUUUGUGUUAUUUUCUUUCCCAUUGCAAUAUUUGUAUUGAAGGGGCUCUUUCUAGAAAUGCAACUGCCUCACUUAAGA